Molecule: messenger RNA, 861 nt
Organism: Candidozyma auris
Lineage: Eukaryota; Fungi; Ascomycota; Pichiomycetes; Serinales; Metschnikowiaceae
Exons: 1
Coding region: 1-861 (286 amino acids)
Cellular component (GO): nucleus; cytoplasm; ribonucleoprotein complex
Molecular function (GO): mRNA binding
Source: RefSeq, a predicted model, not a curated record
AUGUCGAAGCCAGUCAUUGAAGAGAGAAUCUACAUUGGGAACGUGGAUUUCUCCGCCACCGAGGAUGAGCUCAAGGACUUCUUCCAAGGUUUGCAGGUGGAGUCUGUGGAGAUCCCCACAAAGACGUUCACCAGGGGCAAGAAAACCGUCACAAGACGCCUAGGGUUUGGGUUUGUUCAAUUUGCCCUGAAGGAGGACGCCGACAAGGCGCUUGAGCAGUCCAACGGACAGACUUUCAAGACAAGAACGCUCUACCUGAGAAAAGCAUUGCCUCCAGCCACGCCUGAGGAGAAGAAAGAGAGAACCGAGGCGUUUUUGGCUAAGAAGGCAGCCAAGAGGGCUCAGGCAACCGAGAAGAAGAAGAAGCUGAAGGGCAAGAAGGAGAAGGCAGCCAGUGAUGAGAAUGAAGAGAAGGCUGAGAAGUCCGAGGCGGACGAGGCAGCCAAUGGUGACGCCGAGUCUAAGAAGCAAGACAAAACCAAGACUCCAGAAGGUACUCCUUCUGCAGACACUGUGUUCAUCACUAACUUGGACUACAAGGCGAACGUCAAGGUGUUGGACGCUGUGUUCAAGGACUUGGAGCCCAUGUGGAUCCAUGUGCCAACUAGAAGAGUGCCUCGCCACAUUCUCAAGCAAAUCAAGGCCAACCACAAGCCAGUGUACAAUAGAGGCAUAGCUUUUGUCAAGUUCAAGGAUCAAGAGACCCAGAAGCGUGCCAUCGAGGAGUACAACGGCAGAGAGGUGAACGGCAGACUGAUCAUCGUUGAGGCUGCUGUGGACAGACCCAAGUCGGAUGAGGACGAGGAGACUUCCUCGGGCUCCGACGCUGCUGAGAGUGGUAAAGCCGAGACCGAGGCUUAA